GCCGUUGACAAAGCUGAUCUCUUCCUGCAAAACGCGAAGGACCGCUUGGUUAACAAUAAGGAGAAGGUUCUCAAGGCGCAGGCGCCGGCGGCGGAGGCAGAGAGCGACAUCGCGAGGCUGGAGAAGGAGCUGGUGCACGCGAAGAAGGAGACCGCCAAGCUUUACGGCGCCACAGCGGGAAGCAUCAACGCUACGCAGCUCAUGACCAAACUCGCAGAAGCCGUCGCCAACGAGCUGGAGCAGGCCACUAUCCCGCCAGAGCAGCCGGCGGCGGCUCAGAAGCCCGCGGCCGCGUCAGGCGCAGGCAGAGGUGCAGAAGGAGGUAACCCUUCAGCAGCGGAGGCGCCAGAGGAGACCGACGAGGCCGAGUUCGACGUCUUCAUGGGCUCGACUGGCCCUGGCACGAGGAAGGCCGAUGCCCCCAACGGGUCUGGCUCGCUGGACGCUGAGGGCGAGAGUGGGCACCAGCUGCGCACCUGCUACGGCCACAAGGUGUGCGUGAGGUGUGGGCAGCAUGCCAAGGAUAUCAAGGGCAAGUAUCGCGGCCUCGGGACGGCUUGCGAGGAGGCCAAGACCAAG
This is a messenger RNA of Prorocentrum cordatum, 579 nucleotides long. Lineage: Eukaryota; Dinophyceae; Prorocentrales; Prorocentraceae. The record is from the annotation of a GenBank genome assembly.